This is a messenger RNA of Apis florea (little honeybee), 1998 nucleotides long. RefSeq lists its product as uncharacterized. Gene Ontology annotation, biological process: negative regulation of DNA-templated transcription. Lineage: Eukaryota; Metazoa; Arthropoda; Insecta; Hymenoptera; Apidae. The record is from RefSeq and is a predicted model, not a curated record. Gene Ontology annotation, molecular function: transcription coactivator binding.
AUUCCACUCCACAAAUGUAUUUCUUCUAGUUCCAGUAACAUAAUGUACUCCUCCUUCAGAAAAGUAUUUCCUGUUCGAGUUCUUCAUUCAAAAAGUUUGAAGAAGUUGGAAGUUCUGAUGACACUUUUUUUGGACGUAACGAGAAGAAUGAUGGGAAGAAAGAGUGAGGCUUUAUGUGUCGUAGGUGGGCCCAGACCUAACCCAGACUGUCCCAAGAGCGCUCGGAUGGCUUCCUAUAUGCAGGCAGCCUGUUCACUUGCCGUAAAGCAAAAUGGUGCAAAUUGCGACCACCUAUGCAUCGUUGUCCCUGUUUCUCCAUUUCCAGCCUGUACCUGCGUCUCUCUUCCUGUCAGCAAGCUUCUUCUAGCCUGUCGUUCGAGAAGACGACUCUGUUCUCUAUUGGUCAGACUUACUGAAAAGGCGACUACUUUGGAUUAUAACAUCAAUUUAAGUGGAUCUUUAGGAUUAAGAUGGUUUUAAAUUUAGGAUAUUUAUUUGUUAAGAGAUUGGUGAAAAUGAAGAAAUGUGCAAUCUGGGUAGGAUUUUCGUCUUUGAAAGAAUGUUCGAAGAUUCUUUUAAUUCGUUAAUGAAGAUGGAUGCUAAUUAUUUCAAGUUGUACUAUUACAAUUUCACAUCUUGCAAUGCAUAUACAAAGAAGAAUGAAAAGACGAGGAUCGACGUUUGUGUCUAAGACUAAUUUUAAAAUAUCCAAGUAAUCUAGCGAUAAAGACAAAUAAUAGGUAAAUUUAUUUAGAAAGAAACUUCGUUCUUUCUACGUUCUUUUUGUCUUAUUAAUGAUAUAUAACAUCCGUGACGCGGAAUUGCAGAAACACGAUCCCGUUUUUCAAUGUUUUUUUCAGACAAAUGCCGCUGUGAGCGCUCCCCGAAGUGCGACGACCUUCGCGCUGCGAAGAACUAGGAUAAACCAGUGGUCUACGUAUCUCUUUGGACGUAGAGUAAGCUAAUCCGGUUGCGGAUCAUGUUUGCAGCCCCUUUAAAUGAUACUGAUACGCCUUAGUCGCGAAAGUCGCAUGUUCCGAGAUCCAGACAGUUUCUUCAUCUGUUCAUUUAGGAAUUCUGAUCGAACGAGUUUAACAAUUUAUCUAAUUGUGCUUAAACAAGUUCAUUUAAGUAGAUGAAAAGAUUAAGAAUUCUUAUCUUUUAUAAUAUAAAAGAAUAUUAUCUUUUUCAAUGGUAAGCUUUUAAUUAUUAUUAUUAUUAUUAUUAUUAUAAUUAUUAUUAUUUGUUUAUGCCAUGACAUGUGUGCAGGAUAAUUAAAGAUUUUGGAUGAGAUGCGAUGAUUAUUCGACUAUACUAUUUUUGGAAAUUUUGAGAAUUUUAUCCUCGAUUUUAUCUCUGAGGAUAAAAUGUAACUGAAAAUAGGCCAUUAAUCCUAGGGCAGAUGCUCGUCGAAGUUAUUUCCCCAUGUGCGCAGGUGUUUCUACGAUUGUCCCUAGUAGUUCUACCCUCCUAUUAGACAUGAAACACACAUUCCCCAGCAUCAACUUUGUGAUUCCAUUCUUAUUAAAUGCUAUAAUUUCUCUCGGAUACUAUUUGGAAAAGGGAAAUUACGAAGUUAAAAUUGAAUUAUUAAUAUUCUAAAAUAUUUUCUUCGUCUAUUUUGAUGAAAUUGAAAACUUUUAAUAAUAUUUAGAUUGAAUUCUUAAUAGAGAAUCGUCAAAGAUUCGGAAGAAAAAAAUAAUUUUUUUUUUAUGCCAGAAAAUGUUUAAAAAUAUAAAUAACAAAUUUUCGAUGAUAAAAAUUAAAGGAAAAAAAAGAAUUUAUUGUUUAAAAGAUUAUUUUUAUAUUUUAACAAAUAAGAUAUAUGGUUUUUUAAAAAAAAGACACUCUAUAUUUUAAAGUAGAAAAGCGAAUCGAAUUCGUAACGCGCGCCGCUGUGUGCGCAAGGAUUCUUCGACGGAUGGAUCAACAGUCACCCCAUACAGAUGGUCUCCCUCGUAGAAAGAGGCUCUACCAUUGCGCUCUAGCCGAGAUAGG